Molecule: messenger RNA, 678 nt
Organism: Colletotrichum phormii
Lineage: Eukaryota; Fungi; Ascomycota; Sordariomycetes; Glomerellales; Glomerellaceae
Exons: 1
Coding region: 1-678 (225 amino acids)
Source: RefSeq, a predicted model, not a curated record
AUGCGUAUAUUAUAUCUGCUUGGCUUCACUUGCAUGGCCGGCAAAGGUUAUGCACACAUGGCCAUGACUAACCCUCCCCCAAUCAAAGCCAAAGGGAACCCAAAUACCCUUCCCGAGAACGCCGACUUCAGUUACACAACCCCAUUAUCCUCAAGCGGCUCCGACUUUCCUUGCAAAGGCUACUUGCAUUUUCUAGGAACCCACGAGGCAGCGCCUGUUGACACAUGGAAUGCCGGUGGUAGCUACUCUGUCACGAUUUCUGGCCAUGCUGUGCAUGCAGGUGGAUCAUGCCAAAUCAGCGUCUCGGUAGACGGUGGCAGUUCAUUCAAGGUCAUACGCAGCUUCAUCGGCGGCUGCCCAAGUGGCGAUGCUACUCAACUCGCAUUCAGACUGCCUGAUGAUAUGCCGUCUUCUGACCAGGCCAUUCUUGCUUGGACGUGGUUUAACAAUCUUGGGAAUAGGGAGAUGUACAUGAACUGCGCCGUAAUCAGAAUUGCAGGCGGAGGUGGUGGAGGAGGCCACGGUGAAAGUUUCAACCAAAGACCAGAGAUCUUCAGGGCGAAUGUGGGAAAUGGAUGCAAGACGGUAGACUCGCAGGAUGUCAUGAUCCCGAAUCCGGGGCCGGAUGUGGAAGUCAAUAAUUCCGAUGCUGUGCCGCCGAUUGGUGACUGUGAGUGA